GGUGUGUGCUGCUGAGUAGGCUGUGCCCACUGCUACCUGCUGGUCACCUGUGACCACACCGGGCCACAUAUUAAGUCAGGGGUGAUAUGAGCGGGCUGAGACCCACACAGAACUAGACCAGACCUUCUGACAUGAGAGGAGUCUUUAUUAUGGGGGGAGAGAGACAUGGCACGCUGCCCAGCAGAGUAGCACAGCCCCAAGCUGAGCAAAGCGUGGGGUUUUUAAGCUGUUUUUCAGGGUGUCUGUGGGCCAGAACAUUUUCCGGGAGGGGCAUGUCCAUGGGCCAGAACAGCCCAAGCAGGGUGAGUUGUUCGUAAGAGUUGAACGUUGGUUCUGCCAACACAGGUGAGGGCAGAGUUGGCUUUUGUCAAGGGGAACUGGAGUGGCACAGGUGAAGAGGAAGUUUUUAUUCACUCCUUAAUAAAAGAGCUUAAAUCCCCCAUGGUGGCGGGGGCGGGGGGGGGGUUGCCUUGUAACUUAUCAAAGGGAAUAUUUUCACCAGGCUCAUUUAUCACAACUUGCAGUGACAGAGCAAAGUCCAGGUGGGCUGACCUUUCUGUGCCCAACUACUAAAGGCCUGGCAAUGCUCUCGUGCUCCCAGACAGCAAGCAUCUGUCCACAACUGCAGGAGUACAGCUAUGGUGAUCUGGGGCCUGGUGCUGGGAGCCUUGCUGGUGGCCGUCAUGGGCUACCUGUGUCUUCCAGGGAUCUUCCGACAACGCAAGUCCCAGGAGCCCCCGCUGGACAAGGGCCCCAUACCCUGUGUUGGCCAUGCCGUGGCUUUCCGAAAGAACAUGCUUGAAUUCCUGAAGGGAAUGCAGGCCAAGCAUGGGGAUGUGUUCACUGUGCAGCUGGGGAACCAGUUCUUCACCUUCGUCAUGGACCCCCUCUCCUUUGGCCCCAUCCUCAAGAAUACAAAGAAAAAUCUGGACUUUGCGCAGUAUGCCAAGGAGCUGGUACGAAAGGUGUUUGGAUACCAGCCCUUGAAUAGUGACCACCAGCUGAUGCACUCCGCCAGCACCAAGUACCUCAUGGGGGACGGCCUGGCGGACCUGAACGAGGUCCUGCUGGACACCCUGUCCCUGGUGCUGCUGGGGCCCAGAAGCCCAAGACUAGAUGCCAGCUGCUGGCAAGAGGAUGGUCUCUUUCACUUCUGCUACAACAUCAUGUUCAAGACUGGCUACCUGAGCUUGUUUGGCUGCACGGAGGAUAAGGAGCAGGACCUGCUACAGGCAGAGGAGCUAUUCAAGAAGUUCCGCAGGUUCGACCUUCUUUUUCCCAGGUUUGUCUACUCCCUGCUGGGGCCCCGGGAAUGGCUAGAAGUGGGCCAACUCCAGCGUCUCUUUCACAAGAUACUCUCUGUGAGACACAACCCAGAGAAGGACGGCAUAAGCAACUGGUUGGGCUACAUGCUCCGCCAUCUGAGCGAGUGGGGGGCUACCCCAGAUAUGCUGGACAAGUUUAACUUCAUGAUGCUCUGGGCCUCACAGGGGAACACAGGGCCCACCACAUUCUGGGCCCUCCUGUUCCUCCUGAAGCACCCAGAAGCCAUGCAGGCUGUGAAGGAGGAGGCUGCCCAGGUGCUGCAUGGGACCAAGCUGGAAGCCAAGCAGUACUUCACCUUCCGGAUCAGUGCCCUGCAGUGCACCCCUGUCCUGGACAGCGUGAUGGAAGAGACAUUGAGGCUGGCAGCCGCACCUACUCUGAUCAGGGUAGUGCAGGAAGACUACACCCUGAAGAUGGCCAGUGGGUGUGAGUACCUGCUCCGCCGAGGAGACAAAGUAGCCCUUUUCCCCUACCUCUCUGUGCACAUGGACCCUGACAUCCACCCUGACCCCUGCACCUUCAAGUACAAUCGGUUCCUCAACCCUGACGGCAGCCGGAAAAUGAACUUCUAUAAGGCAGGCAAGAAGAUCCACCACUACAACAUGCCAUGGGGCUCAGGUGUGUCCAUCUGCCCUGGCAGGUUCUUCGCCCUCAGUGAAAUGAAGCUCUUUAUUCUGCUCAUGGUCACAUAUUUUGACCUAGAGCUGGUGGACCCUGACACCCCAGUGCCCCCUAAGGAUCCAAGGCGCUGGGGCUUUGGCACCUCCCAGCCCAGCUUUGACGUGCGUUUCCGCUACCAUCUGAAGUCUAUGGACUGAGCUCAGCCAGUCCUGGCUAGGAGGGAUCUGGGGUCUCCCACCUCUGCUCACCCCUCUGCACUGCCACCCACCCUCCCUGGUUGGGAGCCCCCUCCCCCUAUGUCCUGGAUGUCUCAUUCUUUGGCCUCCUGGUCAUCUCAAAGGGGUCUGCAGAACCACCCUGGGACAGAAAGUACAGUGGAAGGGCACUGUCUGGGGCCAAGUUCAUGGAGCGAGGAUGUCCACUUCCCCUACCCCCAUGAGAAAUGCUGCACCUUGCAAACCUCAGCAUCCACCCUCCUAAGCCGCUGUCUCCCACAUCCUGUGGACUUCAGGGUCUAGAAACUGUCAUCCUCUAGUCAAGCCACAGGUGCAAUUUUUAACUUUUGUUUUUUUUUGUCCUUUUGAGACAGGGUUUCACUAUGCAGUUAAGGCUGGCCUUGAGCUC
Messenger RNA from Chinchilla lanigera (long-tailed chinchilla), 2571 nucleotides. Its product is annotated as 7-alpha-hydroxycholest-4-en-3-one 12-alpha-hydroxylase. Bases 639 to 2144 code for a protein of 501 amino acids. Gene Ontology annotation, molecular function: sterol 12-alpha-hydroxylase activity; iron ion binding; heme binding. The transcript has a single exon. NCBI's taxonomy places the organism in Eukaryota, Metazoa, Chordata, Mammalia, Rodentia, Chinchillidae. The record is from RefSeq and is a predicted model, not a curated record.